AUGUUCCUUAGAGGAUUAAGUAGAACGAGACCCGGGCUGCACAUGAUUACAACCAGUCAGUUACUAUUUCGUCCUACUUUAAAAUCGUUUAUGAGUACUGAAGUCCGUAAGGCUAUCGAAGAUGCAGUUGCUUCUGCUCCUGUCGUACUAUUCAUGAAAGGUACACCCGAGUUCCCUCAGUGUGGAUUUUCAAGGGCAACAAUAGCUAUGUUGGGCCAACAAGGUGUAAACCCUGCAAAAUUCGCAGCCUAUAAUGUAUUGGAAGAUCCAGAACUGCGUGAUGCUAUAAAGGAGUUCUCUAACUGGCCAACUAUCCCGCAGUUAUACGUCAACAAGGAAUUUGUAGGAGGUUGUGACGUUAUUACAACUAUGGCCACGAGUGGUGAACUAGCCGAUGUGUUGGAAGAAGCAGACGCUUUAAUGCCUCAACAAGAGGAAGGUAAAGAUUCUAGCCAAUAUUCUCAAUUCCAAUGA
Molecule: messenger RNA, 474 nt
Organism: Kazachstania africana CBS 2517
Lineage: Eukaryota; Fungi; Ascomycota; Saccharomycetes; Saccharomycetales; Saccharomycetaceae
Gene: GRX5
Product: monothiol glutaredoxin GRX5
Exons: 1
Coding region: 1-474 (157 amino acids)
Source: RefSeq, a predicted model, not a curated record